CAUGUUUCUACCGACAGCCGAGAGAUGUCACUAUAUAUUCACAUUGAGAGACAUGAUGACUGUGUUCAAAAACUUGUGUUCAUCUUUGAUACCAAGAUGUGACAAAGAAGAUCUGAUGUUGCUAUGGCGACAUGAAUGUCAAUUUGUCUACGGUGAGAGAUGUCAGAACUCGGUAGACUAUGAUCGGUACCAGUUAGCAUUUGUCACUGCAGCAAGAAAACUAUUCACUAGUGAGGAAAUGCUGCAAGUGGUUGUGAACCCAAGCCAACCUCUGUUCAGUAACUUGGUAGAGCAGGACAGUGGUAUUGUGAUGGCGGGCAGACCUUCUACUGGUAACUCAGUCGCCGAAGAUGACAAGACAGACCAGUACAGACCAGUUUGGGUGGAGAGUAAACUCAGAUACUUAGUGGAGCAUGCCCUCGAAGAGUAUAAUAAAACACAUCCUAGAAUCAAACUAGCAUUGUACAGGGAGACUUUACAAAGAGUAUGUCGUAUAGCACGUACCAUCAGCUCACCUCAUAAAGUCGGCCAUGAAUUAUUGGUAGCAGAAGGAUGUCCAGGUCUGGCUUCCGUCAUGGCCAGACUGGCAGCUAGUCUCUGCGGAUACAGCGUGUUCAAUAUCAACCCAUCUCCUGUUACUUCUAGUUUUGAAUACAAAAUGGACCAGUUCAAAGCUGACUUGGUGUCUGCUUAUACUAAAACAGCUGUGAAGAUGGAUAAAGUGAUGCUGUUACUCAAUGAAGAUGAACUGGUGGACGAGGACUUCUUGGUACAUAUCGGCGAGUUCAUCGAGAACGGUGCAAUAACUCAUCUGUUUACGUCAGAGGAACAAACAACAAUCAUAAAUUCUAUCCGCACUGAGGUCACUGCGGCUGGAUUGACUUACACAAGGGAGGUGGCAUGGGAUUAUUUCCUCAAGACUGUUCAGAAUAGUUUCCGUGUGGUGUUGACUUCUUCCACCGGGGGCACCUUUUUCCAGAGACGGUGUCGAGAGUACCCGACUGUUACCAGUCAUCUACGAUGUCUCUGGUUUCCUCACUGGUCAAAAGAAAAACUUGUCACUCAUGCCUUCUAUCAUCUCAAAGAAAUUGCACAGUUGAACUAUGUGCAAAAGGAGAACUUAGCACAUCUACUAGCAACCAUGCACAUAGCAAUCCGCCAUCUGGAUGGCCGGGAGAGAGAUGCUGGCAGUUAUAACCACCUUACUAAUACUACUUACGAGAAAUUUAUAGAAAGGUUUAUCUCUGUGUGUAAAGAUCGAGAUGACAUGAUCACAAAAGAACAUGACACUGUCACACACGCACUGGAUCACAUCAAUAGAGAGAAUGAUUUGGCUGACAGACUCAAAAAACAACUGGAACAUGAGAAAGUGGUUCUGGAAGAGAGAAAGGAUGGCACUAUCAAGUUAUUAUCACAGAUCGGUCAGGACACUGCAAUUGCUGAACAACAAGUCAAAAUUGUCAAGAACCAAGAAGAGAAAAUUAAAAGUCUGAAAAAGGCUCUUCCGCAAUACGAGGAAGCCCACCAGAGGGCGAUAUACAAGGCAUCUCGUAUCAUCAAAGACACUAAGAACAUAGUGGAGACUAUAGACAUGAACGGGUUAUCUGACUUGAGAUCUAUGCAGAAACCUGAUGUGGAUAUUGAGGAUUUGAUGGCAGCUAUUAUUAUGAUUUUGAAAAGUCCUGCUGCUGAUUUAACUUGGAGUAAAGGAGCCAAGCGUCAGAUGGCUAAUCUUGAUAGGUUUGUGGAGGAGCUGAUGGGUUUUGAUGAGAGUCUGUUACCAGAGCCCACAUUGAAUCUUGUAGAGCCUUACCUUAAGAAGACGUCUUUUGCAGCAGAUAAUAUGAAGAGAAAGACUGGCAAUGAUGCUGCUGCCUCUCUGUGUAGCUGGGUCAGAGGUGUAGUCAGAUAUCACCGUCUUAUGUUAUCUAAAGUCAAACCUUUACAUGCUAAAGUUGAAGAGACCGCAGCUGCAGUGGAGGAAGCGGAGCAUAAAUUAUCAACACUGGUCAGUAAAAGAAAGGCAUUAGAAGAUCGUCUUUCUGACUUAGCUAAAGGUUUUGAAGAGGCCACCGUGGAUAAAAACGACCAAGAUGAAAAGACGCGAAAAAUGGACCAACAGUUAGAGACUGCUGCCCGGUUCCGACAGAUUCUUGCGAUGGAACACGAACAUUGUUUACAGAUAUCUGAAUCAUUGCCACGUCGUAAAAUGGCUAUUCCUGGCAGUGCUGCUAUGGCUGCUGCUUUUGCUACAUAUCUUGGCCCAUAUGAUCACAACUUCCGACGUGCUAUGCUAACGGUUCAUUGGCCCAUGUGUUUGCGAGAACGUGGUGUGCCGCUUAUUAUCGAUUCCAUUGAUCCAAUGAGAGGUCGUAUUGUUGACUGGGCCAUAGAUGGGGGCGGAUCCUACGGUACUAGUACUCUAGAACCAAGCUUUAUGGUGAUUGAAGAAGAAGAUGAAGGACCAGAAAGUGGUAUUGAAGAUGAGAUGGAGGAGGAACCAGAACUUGAAACAGAAAAGAAGGAUGUGGCCAAUGCAGCUGAAGAGACCGGAGCCGAGAACAAGGAAAAACCACCUGUAGAAAAAGAAGAAGAUGCUGGAUUGAAUGACCAAGGUAAUGCUGGUCUUGGUGAGGAACAUGGAGAGUUUGGUCCGAUGGAGGUGGCUGGCAGUGAAUUAAGUGAGAGUCGAUAUGCGUAUACAGCGGAUACCCUUCCUAACAUAACACCACAGGAGUAUAUGCAGUACACCAAGGCACUGGUCAAGAUAAUUAUUGGGGAUAAAUUACUACAAGAAUGGAUUACAAAAGGUGUAAGUCCACGUGAUAUUGAGAAUGCAGCUAUUUUGCACACUUCAUGGCAGAGACCACCACUGAUUAUAGAUCCAUACAUGCAAGGUGUUAAAUGGCUGAGAAGAUCAGUACCCAAGAAAACAAAACUUGUCAGUGUUGAUAUGCAAACCAGGUUUGAUCCGUCGAUUAUACUGCAGAUAGAGAAAUCCAUUCUUAGUGGACACCCUGUGUUACUGAUGAACUGUGAGCCACACAUUGAUAGUAUGGUCUCGCCGCUGAUACAUCACAGGAACACUGCAAACGAGAAAGAAAAAGAAGAGCCUAGAAUGAUCCGCUAUUCCAGUCGUCGUUUGCUCUGCCACGACGGGUUCCGUCUGUUCAUGAGCACCCAGAAUGGCAAUGCUGUGUUCAAUCCUGAGGUCUCGUCCACCUCCACGCUGGUUGGUUACACCACGUCGUCUGAGACCAUACAAGAUGAGUUACUAACCAGAGCAUUUGCCAGAGUUCGUCCCGAGUUGUACAUGGAGAGGAAGAAAGUGCUGAAAGCAAUACAGCAGCAUAGAAGCACACUAACAGAACUUGAAAAACUGCUGAUAGAGAAAUUAAGCGGCGAUAAAGUAGAUAUCUGGCAACAAACUGAGCUGGUGUCGUCAAUAGUGGACGCUAAAGACGAGGUUGCAGCACAACUAGACCAGGCACUACAGAUACUAUCUAUGUUAGAUCAAUUACAAGAUGAGUUGUUCCCCGUAGCUAAGAGAGCAGCAUUGUUGUUCUCUGUGCUGCGCAGUUUAGAAGGUCUUCAACGAGAGUACAUCUUCCCGUUGCCGUUCUUUAUGUCGCUGUUCGACAAAGCCGUUGGUGAAGAUCCUCCCAUGGAGGAAGAGGAACCUGAAGAUGAAGAGGAUGAUGGUGAGAGCACAGAUGAUGAACUCGCCUUGAAAGCCUCCCGGCCGUACAGUGCGUCAACAACAAAGACGGAAGAAAAACCUGACGAUUAUGAGGAUGAUGCAUUUGAAGACGAAGACAGUGGAAAACUCAAGACUCAACCGAAGAAGAUGAUCAGAAUAAAGAGGCAACAGCUGCUGAGGAGGACACUGCACCGAAAGUUGCUGAGUUUGUUGUGCCGGAGGCACCUGUACUGCCAACAGAUGGUGUUGAAUACAACAACAUGUCUGUGAAUCAGGUCAAACAGAUUCUGGAUGCUUUGACACAAAUUAUAUUCCACAAUGUCAGACAGAGUCUAUAUGAUGAACAUCGUUUGUUAUUUGCCACCAUGCUCUGUCUUAAUAUUGAGAACGAAUCCUCAGAUCAUUUUGCUGAAGAAGAAAUGGCUCUGUUGCUGCAAGGCAAUCCUGGAUUCGGCAAUAUGGUGUUGACCUUACAAGAUUUCGACUGUGAUGAGCCAGCACCUGAUUGGAUAGCAGCGGAUAAAUGGGAGGACGUGAUAGCGAUGUCCGUCUUACCCGGCCCGCUGGACAGUCUAUGUGUUAACAUAGCUGAGAAUUCAGAUGUAUGGAAGGCAUGGUAUAAAUCAUGCAAACCCGAAACUGAACCGUUGCCGAUCAGUCCAGAAGGUAGCGAACAAACACAAGGUGGGAAUGACAACCGUCCAGUUAAUGACGAGGAAGGAGACAUCGCCAAUGGCAGCCCUGAUUUAGGUUCAUUAACAGACUUC
Messenger RNA from Saccoglossus kowalevskii, 4467 nucleotides. Its product is annotated as dynein beta chain, ciliary-like. Gene Ontology annotation, molecular function: dynein light intermediate chain binding; dynein intermediate chain binding; minus-end-directed microtubule motor activity. Gene Ontology annotation, biological process: microtubule-based movement. The record is from RefSeq and is a predicted model, not a curated record. Gene Ontology annotation, cellular component: dynein complex. NCBI's taxonomy places the organism in Eukaryota, Metazoa, Hemichordata, Enteropneusta, Harrimaniidae.